AUGAGAAACAAGAAAGAUGCCAAAAAUGCCGUCAUGGGAAUUGCCAAGGAGUAUGGGUUCAUUGAAAAAGAGAUCAUGAAUCAAAUGGCACCCAACGUGCGACUCGCCGUAGAAGAGAGCAUGCUCGCUAGGGACAAAAAAAGUUGGCCAUGCAAUCAAAACGUUAGUAUGUCUCGAUGUAUUGAAUUAUUCCUGGCCAAGCAUAUUUACGCUAGUGAUGCCUGCUGCGUUUUCGAACUUCUUCAAAAUGCGGACAAUAAUCACUUCACGAAUGCCAACGCUCAAGGCGAAUCACCUUUUAUCGCAUUUAAGGUCCACCCAAAUCGCAUCGUGGUCGAAUGUAAUGAGGAUGGGGUCACAGCAAGCGACCUUUCCGCCAUUUGUACGGUCGGAGAAAGCACCAGAUCAACCUCACCUGGAUAUAUUGGAGCCAGGGGAAUCGGGUUUAAAUCUGUUUUCAUUGCGGCAUGGAAAGUCCACAUCCAGUCUGGUCAUUUUUCAUUCUCUUUUCAACACAAAAAGGGUGAUCGGGGUCUCGGAAUGGUUCAGCCAGUCUGGGAAGACACUGGCGAUGUCCUACCCAAUACCUUGACCCGGAUGACACUAUAUCUCCACGAGGAAGGGGAUCCACAGGAAAUCGACUUCCUGCGUCAGACAAUAUUUAAGCAACUGAAUGAUCUUCAGCAGGCAUGUCUGCUUUUCCUGCGAAAUUUGAAAGAGAUACGGGUCUUUUUCUACAAUGACGACGGGGGACUGAAAAACUCCAAGAAAUUCAGUGUUGGAGACAUUCACGACUCUCGCUAUUCUCUCGAAACUGAGAUGACAGACGAGAAUGGCCAUACAACUGUGGAAUACAAACAUUACCAUGUCACGAGACAGAUGGCAACCGAUCUUCCAAAAAGAAACAAUCGCGAUAGACCCGAUACAGAAGAAGAAGAAGGAGAAGCAACACGGGCGGCCUUAAGAGCAGAGAUUGCCCUAGCGUUCCCUCUCACUCACCUGAACAAGCCGCUGCUAGAACGGCAAGAUAUUUUUGCGUUUCUUCCAAUCAGGGAGUCCGGUUUCAAAUUCCUAAUACACUCGGACUUUGACACCAUUGCAAGCCGACAGGACAUUUCAAAUUCGAGAAGAAACAGGGCGCUCCAAGGCUGGAUCUCACAAGCAUUUCUCAAGGCUGUUUUAGAAUUCUGCGAGGAUCCAGAUUUGUGUUAUUCAUGGCCAAGGUUUCUUCCCGUUACGGAAGGCAAUGAAAAUAACUUUUGGUCAGACCUAUCCAGCUCAAUCAAGCAGCUCAUUCAUGAGACUCCUAUUUUAAAAUCCCAGUACAGCAGCAGCCUGCGGAAGAUCGACGAUGUCGUCAUACCUACUCCAGAUUUUAUGGAUGAAAAUCGAAGUCCGCUUCUCGAGGAUUCUACGCUGGACCCGUUUCUCUCAAACAAGUAUCCGCCCGACUGUGUACAAUCUCUGAAACCCUAUGGUCUCGAAAGCAUGAGCCAUGAUCUUGUUAUUAGGAUGCAACGAGAUGACUUGGAGAAUCAAGCCUCGAAGAUGAAGUCUGAAAAAACCAGCGCAGAAUGGCAUUCACAUUUUGCGAAGCUAUUGUUGCAGGUUGAUAAAGGAUCUAUUAGCAAACUUGCCCUCAUUCCCCUCAGAUUUGGCAAAUGGGUUUCUGUCAGCGCUUGGUCCGUAUACAUGCCAACCACAAACGGGAUUCCCAUCCCACCGGGAGUGGAUAUGCAAAUAAUAGAGUCAACAGCGGUUGCCAACAAAGACAGACACCGACUGUUCACACACCUUGGAGCUACCGAGGCAAAAGUCUAUGCGGUCCGCCAGUACAUUCAUAUGCACCACGAUAUCUUCGGGCCCCAUUUACGCUACUUGUACUUGACCCAUGUGGAUGAGGUGGAAUCAUGUUACAAAGAUAUAGCCGUCCACAGUGAGGACGGUCAUGUAGGGUAUCCGCAUCGAGAAGACUUUUAUCUCCGUACGGGUCACCCUUAUGGGCCGGAGUCGCUUCUCCCUACGGACAACACACACGGCCUCCAACUGUUUUUCCUCCAUCCAGAAUACCUUGAAGAUGCUACAAUUAUCCCAAGCUCAGAACAUCGAUCGUGGAGAAACUGGCUUCGACGUCUUGUUCAUGUGCAUAAAAGACUAAGUCUUAUCUCUCGCGAUUGGGAUGAUCUCUCGGAGUCUUUGAGAUAUGUCGCGGAGCACCGACCAGAAAGGUUUCUUGGUCUGCUGGGAUAUCUUUGGAAAUACGAUGGCGACUCAAUCAGUCGAGAUGAUGAACUUGUACAACUGAUCAAGGACACAAACGCAAGCAGCUUUUGCAUGACUGAUAUUUCACCGACAGACAUCGACCAAACCUUUCUUCCUCUACCAGGUCUCCAGCAACUCUGUUCACGCUUCAUGGAAGAGAAUGAACCGUUCCCCUUUUUGAAGAUCGAUGAGAUAGCCUCCUCGGAAGAGCUCAGCCCCAAGUGGAUGUUUCUCCAUACUGUCUUUUCAGUUGGCAAGGAUGACAACUUGGAAUUCUUCCUUAAGAUAUUGUGGUGGAUCAAUGCCGAGGGCCGCAAAAACCCUGAUGAUCUCCAUUUGAAAAACCCGCAACGCAUAUUGGAUCUAUACAUCACGAUUGACUCAAAGUGCCUCAGCACACAAGAUCCAGAGGCUGCAAGGAGCGAUGUCAGAGAGUACAUUGAGGAUUACAAUCUAAUUUUUACGCCGCACCCUGGCGAUCCUAAGAAUUAUGCUGCUGAAUGGUUUAAAUUGAAGCCAUUUCGAUGGGAUAGUCCAUCAGAUAUGCUGUCAACUUAUUGCCUUAAACAUAGCUACUCACAACUGGUUGACGAAGAUCAGCUGGACCAACUUUCACGGUUCAUGAAAAAAACCAUGUCAAUUCCGGAUUGCUCUUGGGAGGACAUGAUAAUCGAGCUUGAGGUCAUAAGGGAUAAUUGUUUCGAAGAUUUGGAUCGUGUCUUUGUCAUAUAUGAAUGGAUAAGCAAGCUCGAGACCCUUGCGUUUGUCGAUGAACUCAGACAGACCCGUACCAAAGACCUGAUAUUCGUGGUCAACCAUGGGGAACCUGGUUGGUACAAGAGCUCGGAGUGUUUAUGGUCCACAAUAGAGAUUCGAGGGAAAGUUACCCUAAACGGCCACUACGAAGAUUUGGAGAACUUCUUUAUAGAGAGCCUAGGGAUCAAAACGCUCACUUUGCAAAUGGUCUAUGACGAAUUACUUCAAGCUGGUCCCCAGAUGACACACAGUGAGAUCAAAGCCAAGAUUUGGUCCCUCAAUGCGCUUCUCCAAACAGAAUCAGGAUCACAAUCCAGCCUUGUCGACCCAGAUUCUUUGAUGCAGGCCUGUGUGCUUCCCAUCAUCAAUACUGACGGCACAAAAUCUCUAGUUACUUCAAGUGCUGAGUUUGCCAUCGCAGAUCAAGACUACUUGGCCGUAAACUUUCAGGGCCGCAUCAAAUUGCUUGAUUACAGCCUUGAGGAUGUCGAACAUCUGAGCGCCUUCUUCAAGUGGGCUAAGCUUACGCAUCGCUACUUGUCUACUGCGGUUAGAAAGUUCACAUAUGUCCCUGGGGAGACAACGCGAGUCACACCCAGGCGUGAUCGAGACUUGACACGAAAAGCGCAUGGUCUUGUGCGUGUUGCGGCAACGUUCAAUAGUCCUCGGUACCGGAUCGAUCCGGCUAGGUUGUACGAAAUGCUUCGCACAACCAGCAUUGAAAUGGCCAACGGCAUCACCUCUGUCUUGAGCAUUACCCAAGAUGGAAAUGUAACAGAGGUGGAAGAAUCAACUGGCAGUUUGCAUAUCAACGAAACCCCAACCGGGUUAACAAUAUACGUCCCCUUGGACAAGAAGGAGCAGGAACUCUGCUUCAGCUCCCUCCUGUCCGUCCAGCUCACAGAAUGGCUGAUGCAAGAUCCUAUCACACAAAUUUCAGAGAAAGUUGACAGCUCCUUGUUGACUGCAAUUACAACACUUCUAAGCAGUGACCCAUCGAUCAUAGAUAUGGUUCUUGCCCUCCACGGAAUCAGCGGAAUUGAGCUCCCUAAUCAGGAUCCCAUAGACGACGAUCCAGAAUGCUUGCAGUGCUCUAUCACGCCUGACCUGUCAAUCACCACUGGAGAGUCUACGGAGCUCAUCUACACUCCAUCCAUGUCAAGCAGUCACACCCACUGUGGAUGGCCUAAUCACUCAUUUCCUACUGCGUACAGUCCUCCACAUCCUAUAUUUUCACCAUCUGGAGAUUCCUCGGAGCAGGAUACGUGUUAUCGAACGCUUCUCAAUGAAGUAACAAGAACAGCAAGAAGAGCCUCUUUUCCCUAA
Molecule: messenger RNA, 4344 nt
Organism: Penicillium crustosum
Lineage: Eukaryota; Fungi; Ascomycota; Eurotiomycetes; Eurotiales; Aspergillaceae
Exons: 8
Coding region: 1-4344 (1447 amino acids)
Source: RefSeq, a predicted model, not a curated record